AUGAGACAUACCCACGAUGCUACGAGCGUUGAUACGUUGAUUAAAGAAUUGAAAUUGAAGGAUAAUCAUCCAAUUGUUUAUUAUAAAUCGCAAGGUGACGUUGAUGAGAAUCAUCCUUUCUUGAAAUCAUCCGAUUUUGUAGCCAUCAUAAUGAACGAUGGUCAAAAGGAAAUGUUGCUCGAAUAUGGUACAAACAUUCUCUGCUUUGAUGGUACCCAUGGUAUGGGUUACGAUUUUGUUCUGUAUACAUUACUUGUGAUUGAUGCUGUGAACCAGGGUUUCCCUACUGGGUUUUUAAUCACGAAUCGCUCAGAUCAACUUAUUUUUGAAUUUUUCUUUCAAAGAAUUAAAGACAACGCUGGAGCAUUCAAUUGUAAAGUAUUCAUGUCGGAUAUGGAGGUAUCGUUUUCAAAUGCGUGGACUAACGUUAUGGGUGAGCCUGAAAAAAUAUUAUUUUAUAGCUGGCAUGUGCUACGUGCUUGGAAUCAAAAUUUGAACAGAAUUAGUGGCGGCGAAGGUAAAAAAAGCGAAGCUGGAGAUGAGAAAAUUGAUGCUGAAAAUAAGAAAAAGGAAGCUGAAGAUCGAAAAAAGAAAGUUGAAGAAAAAAAAAGUGAAGUUAAAAAAAUGCUGCGAUGUUUGUUAGAAGAAUUGGACCAAAAUAAGUUUGAACUUUUGUUACCUGCAACUAUUGAUCGUCUUAAAGAAGAUAAACUCACAGAAAGUUAUGCAGAAUAUUUUGAAAGUAAUUACGUUGAUAAUUGCACUAAAUGGGCUUAUUGUUAUCGUAAAAAUGCCGGAUUAAAUUCAAACAUGCAUCUUGAAAGUCUGCAUAAAACUUGGAAGUAUGUUUACCUUGAAGGAAAGAAAGUUAAGCGGUUAGAUAAAACAAUAUCUAUACUGAUGAGAUUUAUUCGUGAUCGUCUCUUUGACCAAGUCAUCCUGUUUCACAAGGGAAAGCUGACUAAAAAAAUACAAGAUCUGCGGCGACGUCAUCGUACAGCUAGUGGUAAUCCUACCAAUUUAAUUACCUUUGAUGAUAACGACCAGCGUUGGAUUAUUUCAUCGAAGGAGAUCUACUAUGUUGAAAAAAAUAGUACACUGUGUGAGUGCAAACUUAUUUGUACUCUAUGCAACGCUUGUAUCCAUCAGUAUAGUUGCACAUGUAUUGAUUACUGUAUCAAAUGGAAUAUGUGCAAGCAUAUUCACGGAGUAUGUAUGCUUGUUAAUCAGAGUAAAACCAAUGUUGAUGCAUCGGAUCCUACUUCAAAUUUUCCGACAACAGAUAACAGCCCUGAAAGCGAUGUUGAUGUUAGUGCUAAAAAUACUCACAAUGUACCCACUCCUACUCCUACAACUGCGUGUAUAGAUGCAAUACAGAAAGUACUCACAACUGAUAAAGAACAAGAUGUAUCGAAAGAAGAUUUAAUGAAAGCGAUGGAAGAAGUUGUGAACUUGGCGCAAUCUAAAAGGCAACGGAAAAUGAUCAUGUCUGAUAUAAUGAAAAUGAAAUUACGUGUUAGUGCUGAAUCUGUCCCUUCUUUACAUCCUGUAACAAAAGCGCCAAGAGACUAUGUUCGGAAGAUAGUCCAACAGAAACGACUUUAUUCUACAAAGAAAAAGCAACAAAAAAAGUUGAAUGUAAUUGAGCAUAUCACAUCUGAAGAAAAAAAUGACUUGCAAUUGGAUGUUAUGUUUCUGAAUGUAGUUACUGAUACCGAAGAGGAAGAAAGUUACGAUUAG
Messenger RNA from Planococcus citri (citrus mealybug), 1740 nucleotides. RefSeq lists its product as uncharacterized. Lineage: Eukaryota; Metazoa; Arthropoda; Insecta; Hemiptera; Pseudococcidae. Gene Ontology annotation, molecular function: zinc ion binding. The record is from RefSeq and is a predicted model, not a curated record. The transcript has a single exon. The coding region runs from base 1 to 1740 and encodes 579 amino acids.